Molecule: messenger RNA, 3818 nt
Organism: Sorghum bicolor (sorghum)
Lineage: Eukaryota; Viridiplantae; Streptophyta; Magnoliopsida; Poales; Poaceae
Product: probable LRR receptor-like serine/threonine-protein kinase At1g53440
Exons: 24
Coding region: 324-3416 (1030 amino acids)
Biological process (GO): protein phosphorylation
Molecular function (GO): protein kinase activity; protein binding; ATP binding
Source: RefSeq, a predicted model, not a curated record
AGGUCAAAAAUCCAGGGGCGAGUCGAGUCGAGUGGAGGCGGCUGGGGGUGUGCCAUGACCAUGAGCCCACGAGUCCACGAGCUGCAAACCUCGGCCGGCCGAGAAGAACGCCAGCGACGCCGCGCGCGCGCAGCAGCAGCAGACUUGACUUGUCCGCGCUCUCCCUCUCCCUCUCCCUCUCCCUCUCUGCAGCACAGGCGAGGCGACCUCGCGCUCGCUCGCCACUAGCGCCCUGCGCUGCGCUGCUCGCCUGGAUCGAGCUGCAGCAGCGACACGGCCGGCCAACCAACCAAGGGGCCGGAGCUGCCUAGCUAGCCAAGCUAAUGGGUGCCGCCGCCCGUGUCGUCCGUCUCCUCCCGCUGCUCGUGCUCCUCCUGGUCCUGGGCCUCGGCUGCAGCCGCAAUGGCGGCGGCGGCCGAUGCUCCUCGGCGCAGCCGCUGACGAUGAUGCUGCCGGAGCAAGAAGUUGAAGCACUCAAAGGUAUAGCCCGCAAGCUUAACAAAGCAGAUUGGGAUUUUAGUGUGAAUCCAUGCAGCGGAUCAGGAAAUUGGGCCAAUGUCACUGGUUUGCCUAGCAGUAAUGCGAAGUUUAGCAGUAAUGUGACAUGUGACUGUUCAUUCAACAACCACACCGAGUGCCAUGUUAUUAGCCUGGAGCUUAUGCGGCAGAACCUUAGUGGAGUUCUACCAGAUGAAGUUGUCAAUCUUACUUAUCUACAAAAUCUUGACUUGUCACGCAACUUCAUUCAAGGACCAAUUCCAGCUUCAUGGGCUGACCUACCUGUUUUUAAUCUGUCUCUCCAGGGAAAUCGCAUAUCUGGAUCCCUCCCGAAGGAGCUUGGACGCAUGCCCAAGUUGAAAUCUAUACAGUUAGAAGGCAAUCAGCUUGCGGGUUCUAUUCCACCAGAGCUGGGUAACAUCAUCAGUCUGCAGAGAUUUUUCAUUUCUGCGAAUAACAUCACAGGAGAGUUGCCCUCAACCUUUUCCAGGCUGACAAACAUGACAGAUUUUCGUGUUGAUGGGAACAGUAUCUCAGGGAAAAUACCUAGUUUCAUAAAGAACUGGCUGGGUGUCAACAGAAUCGAUAUGCAGGGUACCUUGAUGAGUGGCCCUAUUCCUCCAGAAAUUUCCAUGUUGAAGAACUUGACAGAAUUGAGGGUGACUGAUUUGAGUGGACCAAGAAUGAAAUUUCCUCCCUUACAAAAUGCACUACACCUUACGGAAGUGGUCUUAAGAAAUUGCUCCAUAUAUGGUGAAAUUCCUUCUUACCUUGGCCAAAUGCAGUACCUGAAAGUCUUGGAUUUGAGCUUCAACAAGUUGAGUGGUAAAGUUCCAAAUUUUGGAGCAAUGAUGGCAUUACAAUAUUUGUACCUGACUGAUAAUAUGCUGACUGGAGAUUUGCCUGCUUGGAUGUUGAAAAACAAGGCGAGCAAUAAAGUAAACAUGGAUAUAUCGUACAAUGACUUCACGGGCAACCCUCCAUCUGAAUGUCAGCAAGCAAAUGUAAAUAUGGUGUCAAGCUUUUCAUCUUCAAAUAACAAUUCAUUGCAACCAUGUUUAAGAAAGAAUCUUCCUUGCACGACCAGACCACGCCAUUCCUCCCUGUUCAUCAACUGUGGUGGAAAAAGUGUUGUGGUCGAUGGGAAUACCUAUGAGGAUGACUCGUCUCAAAUAGGGACAUCAAUGUUUUCUGUGUCUGAUGAUAAGAAAUGGGCAUAUAGUAGCACUGGUGAUUUUGUGGGCAACGAGAAUGCUGACUACAUUGCUAGAAACACGUCGAAGCUAAAUCUGGCUUACCCGGAGCUUUACACUGAAGCUCGCCUCUCACCUCUGUCACUGAAAUACUAUGGCCUUUGCAUGGAGAAUGGUGAAUAUACGGUAAAACUUCACUUUGCUGAAAUUGUGUUCACAGAAGAUCAUACUUAUUCCAGCAAUGGCAAGCGUGUUUUCGAUGUCUUCAUCCAGGGUGUCAAAGUUUUGGAGGAUUUUAACAUCAAAGACGAGAUUGGUGGUGUCCAUCGUGCGAUCAACAAAAGUUUUGCAACCAAGAUUAGCAGCAAUACACUGGAAAUCCACUUCUACUGGGGAGGCAAAGGCACCACAGCGAUACCUUACCGUGGCGUGUACGGUCCACUGAUCUCAGCUAUAUCAGUGACAAAGAUGGGCAGGAACCACCGUGGACUCUCAACUGGAGUGGUUGUUGCAAUAGUAAUAGCUGCGGCAUGCUUGGCUGUUAUAGUUCUGAUAGGUUUAUAUUUCAAAGUCUUCCGAAAGAAGAAUAUAAAAGGAAACAGUAGACAGUUCUUUUACCGAGGAAGGAAAACUACUACUUCAGAGCUUCAAACACGGGCACAGUAUUUCUUUAGUUUGGAAGAGAUCGAAUCUGCAACAAAACAUUUUGAUCCUGCAAAUAAAAUAGGUGAGGGUGGCUUUGGACCUGUUUACAAGGGCACACUAGCAAAUGGUACUAUAGUUGCAGUUAAAAAGCUGUCUUCAAAGUCAAGCCAAGGAAACCGCGAGUUUCUAAAUGAGAUAGGAAUAAUAUCUGCUCUAAGGCAUCCAAAUCUUGUGAGGCUCUUCGGUUGUUGUAUUGAUGGGGAUCAGCUUCUUCUUAUAUAUGAAUUCUUGGAAAAUAAUAGUCUUGGCCGUGCACUUUUUGGCCGCACUGAACAUCAGUUAAAAUUGGAUUGGCCAACAAGGUACAACAUCUGCCUUGGAACUGCGAAAGGCCUGGUCUAUCUCCAUGAAGAGUCUACAUUAAAAAUCGUCCACAGAGAUAUUAAGCCAUCAAAUAUUCUUCUUGAUGAAAAGAUGCAACCUAAAAUAUCGGAUUUUGGCUUGGCUAAACUGAAUGAUGAAUGCGGACGUGUGAGCACUCGGAUCGCUGGAACUGUUGGUUAUAUGGCUCCUGAAUAUGCCACAAGAGGUUGCUUGACACGUAAAGCAGACAUCUACAGUUAUGGAGUGGUGGCUCUAGAGAUUGUUAGUGGAAUGAGCAAUACAAAUAGCAUAUCAAAUGAAGAAUAUCUGCAUCUUCUUGAUUUGGCUGAAAGAUUGAAGCAGCAAGGGAAGCUGCUGGAAAUGGUGGACCAGCGUCUCGGUUCUGACUACUCCCAAGAACAGGCACUGAGGCUGCUGAAUGUUGCUCUCCUCUGUACAAGCACACAACCAACCCAGCGGCCAAGAAUGUCUUCAGUGGUGAAGAUGCUUCGUGGCGAGAUCCCCAUCGAGAUUGUACCUGCUGACGAUGAUCUAAGUGAAGAUCUACGACUCAACAUCGCUCAAUCCCAGCACUCAAUAAAUAACAGCCAAACAAAUUGGUCUGAAACGCCUUCAAGCGAUCCUUCUGUCUUGCCCAACAGCAGCAAGGACAGUGGCUACCUCCCAUCUUCGAGCUCCUUUUCUGUGAAGCUGUGAACUUCAGCAUCGAGAAUAGCUAGCCAGGUAGGUUGACGUUGUAUUGGUAAUCGGCAUUUUUGGGGGGCCCGAUGCUGCAGUUGUACAUAGGCAAAUAUUGGGUUUCAUGCUUGCAAUGCAAUUAUUUGAUGUCUCCUCUGGAUUGUCAAGUCACAUUCAAGAAUAUGGUCCACAACCCAUGGCAAUUGAUCACAGUACUGUCUCAACAUCAGCAAUAUUUCGGCUACCUCCUUAUUCUGUUGCUUUGGAUGUAGAAAAGUUAGAAUGACUUACAAUUUAGGACAGAUGGAGUAUAUCAUUAGAACAGUCCACUUGAGAAAUGUAAGCCAGAAAUAUUGUUUCAUAUAUGCAGAUCUUGGAGACAGUGCAAUACAUCUUUUUUCCUUUCGGUCAUCUUUAUAA